This is a messenger RNA of Xiphias gladius (swordfish), 1493 nucleotides long. It is a transcript of the gene tmem231, whose product is annotated as transmembrane protein 231. Gene Ontology annotation, cellular component: ciliary transition zone; ciliary membrane. The transcript is spliced from 8 exons. The coding region runs from base 326 to 1255 and encodes 309 amino acids. Lineage: Eukaryota; Metazoa; Chordata; Actinopteri; Istiophoriformes; Xiphiidae. The record is from RefSeq and is a predicted model, not a curated record. Gene Ontology annotation, biological process: cilium assembly; regulation of protein localization.
GACGCUAAACUAAACUCAAACAUGGCGCAGUGUAUGGUACUUAGCUAGGACGCUAAUGUAAAUAGCAUGUUAAUACAUUACGUUUUGCCAUAAAAACGCUCUGAACGGCGAUUUCAUCCUGGAAGAUGAUAGAUGGACAUUACGUAAAGGGAGUUAAUCUGUGUUCACUUAGCAUUUUGUUGUCUGUGGGCGUUUACUCACGUUAUUCCUCCGAACGCAUCCACUCCAUUAGCAUAUAUGCUAGCUUGAACAUUCACUAGCUAGCCAGCUGACUUGAUACGCAACACUGAAAGUUACUGAACGAACGCUACUUAUAUCGUUACCCAUGGCUUUCUAUGAAGUCUAUUCUCACCCAGCUUUUAUUCGGUACAAGACGAGUGUUUGCACGAAAGCCAGUCUUUUUCUUGUUGUGGUUUUGUGCCUUACCUACAUCGCGCCUCUGCUUGUUGCUUAUAGGAGCCAAGGUUUCUGGAUAAAAAGAAGCACCUAUGAGGAGCAACCGGUUGUGAGGUUCCAGUACCAGGCUCUGCUGGUGGCAGCAACAAGUUCUCUGGGAGACUAUGUAGCCUGGAGCACCUACCCCCAUCUUAACAAUAUGCUCGGGGCCAACCUACGGAUUCCUGCUAUCUCUGUGAGAGAAGAGGACCAAAACAAGGAUGGGAAGUUGGACCUCCUGAUUUUUCAAUUACAGCUACCCAUAAAACCUGAGGAACAGGUGUACAAUGUCCAGCUGCUGCUUACCUUCAGCUACCAGCUCUUUCGGAUGUCCACAGUGGUGAUGCAGAGCCUGGCCUAUGUGCAGCAUUCUUCUUCUGUCCCUGGAACUAAGCUGUUCAUCAGCGGAGACCUGAGGCUGCAGCAGAGGACACCCCUGCCUCACAGGGGACUGUACAACAUUUACAAUGUGUCAGUGAUUGAUGGCUCCAGCCCCUUUGCAAGUGCUUAUGACCUUGACAACAUAAUUAGGAGCUACCAGGAUAGAAACCUGACCACAACACUGUCCUGUCCCAUGCCAGUCUGGACUGUGGGACGAGCUGCUGGUUCUCCCUUUGAGCUUAAUGCUGAGAUCCGUUACCCUAUGGAGGUCAUUAGCUAUCGUCCUGGCUUCUGGGAAACCAUUAAAUUUGCCUGGAUCCAGUAUGUCAGUGUCCUCCUCAUCUUCCUCUGGGUCUUUGAACGUAUCCAGAGAUUUGUUUUCGAGAACCAGAUUCUAACCACCGUACCCAUACCAAUGGGAAAACCUCACCUGUCAUGAUUCAGUGGUAGUGCAUGGACCUUAAGGUUUCUUCGAAGGCCCUCCUCUACUGGAGCUAUAGUAGUUCUUGCCAUGAAAAAAUACAUUUCUUCAUUUUCUGCUGUUACAAGAAAUACAAAUUUAUAUUCAAAUUUUUUUUUUAUAUUUUGACUAGUUGUAUGUUUAUGACCAUUAGUGACAGUAGUUAAAUAUAUUUGCUGAUAUGUUCAUUAAUUUUUGUAUUGUACCUUGCUUUAGA